UCAUGAGGAAUCUGAGGUGUGAAUGGUCAUUAACAUAUCUUUUGUUUCCAAGGGUGGGAGAGGUCUGAGGUGUGAAUUGGUCAUUACAAUGUGUGACAAGCUUGGUAGGAACAUCCUGUGUUCAGUGUUUUGUCCAUCUGAGUACCUUGAAAAUGCUUUGCAUGCAUUUUUCAUGAUGAAAAAAGGCUCUGGACAGCAUCGGGAACUGGAAGAGUUAAAAAAAAAUGUCAGACGCAAACGCUUAUAAACGUGAUUUGCCACGUUUAGCCGCAUUUUACGCUUGAAACGCUGAUAAAAUCAACUGCUGAACGCACGUUUUCUACAU
Molecule: messenger RNA, 325 nt
Organism: Staurois parvus
Lineage: Eukaryota; Metazoa; Chordata; Amphibia; Anura; Ranidae
Source: the annotation of a GenBank genome assembly